This is a messenger RNA of Stomoxys calcitrans (stable fly), 4652 nucleotides long. It is a transcript of the gene gry, whose product is annotated as trafficking protein particle complex subunit 11. The transcript has 15 exons. Gene Ontology annotation, cellular component: cytoplasm. NCBI's taxonomy places the organism in Eukaryota, Metazoa, Arthropoda, Insecta, Diptera, Muscidae. The record is from RefSeq and is a predicted model, not a curated record. The coding region runs from base 449 to 4435 and encodes 1328 amino acids.
ACAAUAGGACUGCCAGGUGCCUCAAAUUGAUUGGCCACAGAGUUAGAGUAUUCGCAAACGUUAAGAAAAAAAUAUAGGAUUUCUGUUAGCCCCAAGACAAAAGUCUUGUCGUUAUCCCAUGUUUUGUUAGAAAACUGUUUAAUUGUUGAACAAAGUUACCUUAAAAGAAAGUUGAAGCAACUGUAAAACACAAUAAACGAUUUUUCUUUUAAUUCGAAACUCUGAAGGCUGUGCCCAUUGUCAUUUUCCUUUUGUCAACAUAGUGUCUUGUCGGCCGAUACUUUGUUGUUGCAGUUGUUAUUGUAUUAGAGGAAUACAUUUUGGGGCGAAAGUGAGGCUUUUAUGCCACCGAUUGGUUGACUCCCACCAAAUUUUGUGGGGUUCACAUCAAAAGUACAACAUCAUCGUAACUAACGUAGAAAAAAAAGCAUAAAAAUUCUAUGUAAACAUGAGUAUUGACUCGACCGCUUUACCUUCGGAGCUUUUAGUGGCCCCACAGCCUCUUAUUGGUUUGUGUGGUCUUGAUGUGAACCGCAAUGCAGUACAUAAAACCAUAUGGGAUGCAUUCAGCAGUAAUCGCAAGGCUGAAAGAGCCUCUGUUCAAUUCAAACUGCUUCCAAAUAAUUAUGACUUUCCAGUGGCCAAACCGAAAAGAAAUUCCUAUGAAUGGUAUCAUCCCAAGGGAAUUCUUAAACGAAAUUGGAUGUUAAAACACCUACACGUUCUUCCAGCAGUGGUUGUUCUCUUUCAAGAUAUCGAAUGGAAUGAUGCUCAAUGGACCGAAAAACAGUUGCAAUGUGCUGCUCUUUUACAGGGCUUAAAAAAUGCCUUGCAGGAACGCAAUACCCGCAUAUGUUUGGUGCUUUUACAGGAGUCGCCGCCUCUACCGCCAGGCGAGGACAUGUUAGCCUCAGAGAGGGCUGCCAGCCUUACCACAGCAUGUGGUAUCAAUAGCAAAAUGUUGUUUAUCUUGGCCCAUACAGAACAUUUAGUGGGUUAUGUAUUACGCCUUGAAUCAGCUUUUGUGGACAUGGCUCAGUCUUAUUACACCUUGAUGUCUAAACGUAUACGCACCCAUAGAGACCAACUGACGGCAGCCCAUACCACUUUAAAAAUAAGACAUCAGUUUAAAUUGGGAUUCGUAGCAGAAAUUCGUCAGGAUUUUAGCACAGCGUUGAAACAUUAUACACAAUCGUACACAACGUUGGAUGAGCUACGCAUUAACGAUGGAAAUAAUUUAGAAAUUAAAACUGUGGCUGGUUUCUUAAAUUAUAAAAUUUGCCGUUUGAUGUUCAAACUGAAAGUGCCCAGAGAUUCGAUAAACCAUUUCAUAAGUCACAUUGAUAAGUAUAAAAAUCGUGUGGGUUUCAAAGAUUUACUAUUCGAGCAUUAUGCAUGGUUAAGUACGCAACAUUUUGUUUUUGCCGAACUAUUUUGUGAAGCUAUUAAAAAUGGUUUGCCAGCCUUGCAAACACAACACCCUGGCAUUUACUUUCAUAAAGCUGCUGAAUAUAUACAAAAGCGAAAAGAAGCAUUUCAACAAAGCAAUGGUCCUUCGACGCCUACAGAGUCACCACCACCAACUAAUUUUAAUGGCCAAAGCAAUAACAUAACCUCGCUUUAUACCGAAUAUUUCGGCAUAAGAUCUAUGAAGUCUGGGGAACCUCUUUCGGAGCAACAAAUUAAUGCUCUCAUAAGAGAAAACGAAAAACUUUACAAUCAUUCGAGUUCCAUUAUCAAUCUGCUAAGUUUGGCUAUGGCUCAAUUUAAAAUAUACAAGUGUUUAAGGUUCCGCAAAAAAUUGGCCAUUGACAUGGCCGAUGAGUACUUUAAGAGUGGUGAUCAUAGCAAAGCCUUAACCUUAUAUUCCUUAAUGUUACCCGAUUAUCGACAAGACAAAUGGUGUUCUUUAUUUUCGGAUGUUUUGCUGAAGACCAUGAAAUGUGCUCUGCUCUCAGGUUCAGUGGGUGAUUUUAUAUCCUGCAGUCUAGAAGCCUUAUCAUGCAAGAUCAAAUACACACCCAAUGAACGCAUAAUGGUCUUGGAGAAUCUAUGGAAAGUUUUACAUGGUGAAGCACCAGUGCCUCAAAAUCAAAAUGCUCCAGAAGUGCGAACGCUGUGGGAGGAGUCAUUGAAAAAAGUCAAGAGUCCCCUACCCAUAGAUCUGGACAAAUUAACUGAACUUUUGGAAAUUUGUACAACAUUUGAGAAAAUCGAGAUUAAAAACGAUGAUAUCAUCAAAUUGAAUGUAAUUUUAAGGCUACAAACUGAUGUUCCCAUUAAAAUUCGUAACCUUCAAGUAAUAAUCACCGAUGGCAGCAACAACUAUAAGCUGCAGCCUACACAAUAUGCAAAAUACUUUGAUCUUGUGGCUUUGCGUAAACACAACGAUCCAGCGACCAAUGCCUAUCAGCCCUAUGAGGCAAAUCUUAAAUUGGAACCAACGUUCUACCACAGCUUCCUGUUUACCACAGAGGCUCAACAAUUCUUGGAAAAUACUCAAUUGCGUGUGGUGCGCAUAGAAACAUUUGUGGGGACGGAUAACUUCUCGAUGCAAUUGUGCAAAAGUGCACCGUAUACGAACAAUGCCUUCCGCUACCACAAUCGGAAUCGUGAUUUAGAUGAUAAUAUCAUAAUUAAUCCAAUUUGUUAUAUUGCUCCGACAUUCCAUUUAGUCACGCAAUGCAAUCUCGGCACCGAAACAAUGCUGGUGAAUGAAUACUAUAUGGCGACAAUAACCAUUACCAAUCCCUAUAAUGUGUUUGUAACGGGUAUAGCUUUGAGCAUUAGUGUGCCAAAUAACUUAAAAAAUAAAGUUUUCCUCACCACAGAUGUAUCGCCGAGCAAACAAAAACUUCACUCGAUAAUUCACAUGGACAUCGGAGAGCUGGCCAUGCAAAGUUCCAAUUCAGUAUCGUUUUAUGUCCUAAGUCUAGUGGAGACUUCUAUAACGUUACAGCAAAGACUAUUCUACACCACAGAUGUACUCAGGCCAAAGGUGACCACGGCCAUAAUUGUCAAUGAAACGACGACGCCCAACAGUACGGACGUAUCGCCAGAGGGAACUCCGUCUGCGGCGAAAUCUCUUACCUCUAACAAUAGUAACAAUUUAGCACCUUCGAUUCCAACACCAAUACCUCUGAUAACGCCUGUCCAAUUGGAAUUCAUCGAUGAAAAUAGUUUACGCAAAACCCAAGAUACUACGUUAAGUGUAAAAUGUGAACCGGAAUUUAAAUUUCAUGGGCGUUUCUACACUUUGAACCGCAAACCAUUGACAAAAAUUUAUCGUGGCGAAAAUUUCUUAUUCCGAGCGGGUGUUGAAGUUCAAAGUGAUGUCGCUUUGGAUAUAUUGGAAACUUUUUUUAUAUGUGAUCAUAAUUUAGUGCAAUCAACUUAUAGUUUUAAACGAAAGAAAUUUACCAACACCUAUGCCAAGGGUGAGAAGUUGGAAGAUGUUAUAGUAUUGCGCACCAAUGACACUACAGACGAAUGGUUAUCGGCCAAGGACUAUGAACGCAACAAAACGAACGACAUGCAACAGCCCAGUAUUUUCAAACGUUUAAGAAACUCCCGCAAACAUCUGCAGCAAAACGACUUAACCACAACGCCAAGCAAUAACUUGGCCAGUGCGACAAUGACGAAAAGUUUGCUGGGAAAACUGAAUACAAAUAUGACAAUAAUCAAUAACACUACCUCCACGAAUGCUCUUAUGAUGUCCAGCCAGAAUUCCAAUAUGAGCUCAUCCACCAUAUCGGAUGAUGGCAAAACAAUGGCACCCGGAUCUGUGAAUAACAAUAACGUGGAUGAGAAUGGUCAGGCGCAGGCGCCCAAACAGAUCCUCAACUCACGUUUGAUCUACAACAAAACUCUGGAUGCCAUCAAUGCUACGGGUCAUCUGCGGGGCUUUCUCAAGGGAUCCGUGUUAACUGAUCAACAACAGUCUCAACACCAUCAAAUUCUCUUUGGUUUCUAUUGCGUCAAGUGGCGUCGCAGUGGCAGCAAGGAAGAAAACGAAUCGAAAUUUGUUAUUAUGGGCAUGCCCAUACUCGAACCCCCACUUAAUGUUUAUUGUUCUAUGGAAGAGAAGAUGUUUGUUAAAAUGCCCAUAACAUUUAAAGUUGUCCUCAAGAAUCCCACGUCGAAAGUUCUGCAUCUAAUAGCAUCGCUUAGCAUAAGCAUAGCGGAUAAUUUCAUAUGUUCCGGUCAUAAACAGCUGGAUAUAUCGAUAUUUGCGUUUGGUGAAAAGGAACUUGUCUACAAUCUUUAUCCUUUGCAAGUGGGUUGGCAAAAUUUACCUGAACUAUCGUUAGUUUAUAAUACACAAGCAGACCCAACAAAGGAUGAGGCACAAAAUGUUCUACUCGGCGAAUUAGUACAACGAUCCAUACUUAAGAAAGUGUUCGUUUUGCCACCAUUAAAGCAACAAAUGAAAUGAAAUGUGUUGUUGUGUAGCGGGAUUUCCUGAAAGCUCUGCUGCUGAAUUUUGGUACUAAUUUAAUAAUAAUGUCUGUGUGUAGGUACAUGAUUCAGGAGCACGAUAUGCAUAGAAACCAAUACUGUGUAAACUUUUUUUUAAUAACUCGAUUUAAACUCGAGAGUGAAAGUAAGUGUAUGUAUACAUAUACCUAUAUUAAAGAAAGAAAAAACAAACA